Papaver somniferum (opium poppy) is the source of this 5186-nucleotide messenger RNA. RefSeq lists its product as uncharacterized. NCBI's taxonomy places the organism in Eukaryota, Viridiplantae, Streptophyta, Magnoliopsida, Ranunculales, Papaveraceae. The coding region runs from base 747 to 2615 and encodes 622 amino acids. The record is from RefSeq and is a predicted model, not a curated record. The transcript is spliced from 3 exons.
CUCGCAAAUUCCCUGACUCAUAGAAUCUCUUUGGGGAGGGUUCAUUCCGAUUCAAAAUUUCUAACUCAACAGCAAUUUAUCAAACGCACAUGGAGAUUCAAUCUGUAAGUUUAGUUUAGGGUUUUAUCUUCAUUAAUUACGCUUUCAUUUUUUUUUGUUGGAAUUUCAAGGGUUUUUGCUUUGCUUGAGAACCCUAAUUCUGUUGGGCACAAAAUUAUAUUAGGAUACCAACACCAAUUAGUAAUAAAUUUUAAUAAUUCUACUUACCUUAGGAGUUUUGUUUCUGUAGGAAAUAAGUUAAUGAUUUCAGUAUUUGCUUAGAACUAGGAAAUUUUAGGACGUUCUGUAAACACUCACCUGUUUAUUCUCCUGUUUAUGCAUUCAAUUUCUAUCGCUACAAUUAAGCUUUGCUUACUUGAGGUGUCUCAUCUUCAAUCAACUGUUAAGUGUCUGUUAGUAUUAGGAAUCCUAUCAAUGACUUCGUCAUCACAAACUCAAUUAUCAAUGACUUCGUCAUCACAAACUCAAUCAUCCGGAACCGCAUCUGCAUCUACCACCACUACCCUCGCAGCAGCAGCACCUGCGGGCGAUGGUGGUUCUUCAUUGCCUGGUUCAACAUGUGCAGCGCCCGCUGCGUCUAAUACCUCACCAGCAUUCUCUAUGCCCUUGUUUGGAGCUCCUACUGCUGCUGUUGCACUGUCAACUACUGUUACUGCUUUGUUACUGCUGUUGGUCAUUUUUCUAGCAUGUUUCCUUCAACUGCAGCCUCUUCUUCUUCUACGUCACCCUUUAGCACAACUAUGGCAUCUGCAUUUCCAUUUGGAACUGGUUCAGCACUGUCAAAUACCACUGCUAGCUUUACACAGACGGCUGGGACUGCAUCAACCUCUUCGUCAACAACCACCUCAUCCACUUUUUCCUUUGGAACUCCAUCCUCUUCUCCAUAUGUAUUUGGAGGAGCUAGUGACCCACUCUCUAGCCCCGCACUCACAAAGCGAGGGGCUACUGGUUUUGCAUCAACAGUCACCACCAGGGGUCCAGUUCCGCCAGAAAGUACAGCCCCUGCUACACCUUCUAGUACUAUUAAAAGUGCUGUAACGACUGGCCUAAUCUUUAGCCCUGCACCUAGAAAGCCCUUGUUCUCAGGUAUUGGAGAAGCUACUGGUUUCACAUCAACAGUCACCACCACGACACCCGCUUCCCCUGCUCCUGGUCUCUUUUCUUUGCAAGCUGCUUCCUCUGCUGGUUCCCAACCAUCUAUUACUACUUCUAAACAAGAACCAGAACCUGUGGUCCUUAAAGUUGCCAACUCAAAAUUUUAUGACUUCGACAGGGAUAAGACUGAAGAAUGCUUCACAGCUGAUCAGAUAUGGGCCGUUUAUGACUAUUUAGAUCUUAUUCCCAGAGGUUAUGCUCGGAUCAAUAAAGUAUAUUCACCUUUCAAGGUGGAUAUUACAUGGUUGGAGUUUUUUGCUAGGGAUAUCAAUGAGACUGCUUGGAAGAGAAGUGUGUUACCUGUUGCUUGUGGGAAGUUCAUACACAGCGCGACUGCUACAACUGAAAAUAUAUGUGCAUUCUCGCAUAAGAUUUUCUGGACAAGAAGGGUUAAUAAGAUUUACAACAUCUACCCCCAGAAAGGGGAAACUUGGGCCCUCUACAAGAACUGGAACAUUAAAUGGAGCUCUGAUGCUGGCAACCACAGAGAGUACGAAUAUGAAUUUGUCGUAGUCCUGUCAUAUUACACUAAGAUAUCAGGCAUUUUGGUUGACCCUUUGGUUAACUUAAAAGGUUUUGUAUGCCUGUUUAAGCCAGCCGAAAACAAUGGCAUGGUUUCCUUUCAGAUACCAUCCAAUGAAAUGUUAAGAUUCUCUCACAGGGUUCCUUCAUACAGAACAAACGGUAAAGAACAAAAAGACGUCCCUGAAGGUUGUUUUGAACUUGAUACUUGUUCCCUUCCCACUAACCUUCAGGAAGUGUCUGGGGUCAUCGAUACGGAGGAUAAACCUGUUGAUUGUAAUAUUAAUGGUUUGCUAAAAUCUGUAUCCAGAGAGAAUCCCAGGCCGAAGAAGAGAAAAAAUCCUGAUGCAGAGAGUUCCUUGGAUGAGAGCUUCGCAGGUGGAAAUAAGUCUUCUAGAAUAUCAAAGAGAUGCUAUAGAACAAACGGUAAAAAACGAAAAGACGUCUCUGAAGGUUGUUUUGAACUUGAUACUUGUUUCCUGCCCACUAACCUUGAAGAAGUGUCUGGGGUCAUCGAUACAGAGGAUGAAACUGUUGAUUGUAAUGUUAAUGGUUCGUUAAAAUCUGUAUCUAGAGAGAAUCCUGUGCCGAAGAAGAGAAAAAAUCCUGAUGCAGAGAGUUCCUUGGGUGGCAGUUCCGCAGGUGGAAAUAAGUCUUCUAGAAUAUCAAACGGAUGCUAUAAGAACUCAAACGAAGAAAAGCGGGCAGCAGAAGCUUUUGGCCCACCUCUGGAUAAGAGCAAGGCUACCGAUGUUUCAGACGGCAAAAAGAAAUGCUAUUGCUCACACCAAGGAAAUGAGUCCAGAUGGUGUGAAUACCAUAUGUGGCAGUGUGGGCGAGGACAUCCCCUCUUCGCCUUCUUCUUCAAAGAUUUUUGAAACGCCAGUACCGAGAUUCUGCAACUUUGGCGAAGAGAGAUCCUGUGAAAAGUUUAAGACUGGCCAGAUAUGGGCUCUGUAUUCUAAAUUAGAUAAGUUUCCCAGAAAGUAUGCUCAGAUAGAGAGUGUUGAGUCCUGUUUUUAAACUUGCUGUAAAGUUGCUUAAAUCUUGCGAUCCACCAAGAGGCAUUAUUCCAUGGGUUGACAAGGAAAUGCCAGUAAGCUGUGGAACAUUUAAGGGGAAGUGUGGGCACUAUACAGUAAAUUUCGCUUUGACUUGACGUGCUCGGACUUGAAGAAAUGUGAGUACAACAUUGUUGAGGUUAUAGAGGUGGUUGAUGUUCACUGGAUAAUUGUUUCGGUUUUGCAAAGAGUUACUGGUUUGAUGACAGUGUUCAAAGCAAAAGAUGAGGGACUUGACUCUGUUGCUGCUGUACCGUGGAUUGAAUUGUAUAGAUUCUCUCAUCAAGUUCCUACUUUCAUGUUGUCAGGCGCAAGGUAUGGCAAGUUGCGUGGCUGCUGGGAGCUCGAUCCUAGAUCAUUGGCAGUUUAUUGAUAUUCGGCGAACUAAAGGGGAGCAGCUACCAUCCAUGAUUACCAGUUGCGUGCAACCAGUUGCGGAUCUUUUGGAAGCAGGUUUUGUUUCUUAAUCUUUCUUAGCAGUUAUUGGCUUUAGAUAAUUUGGUGAAGUUAUUGUCUUGUUGCCAUGCAUCCUCUAAACCUAUAGAUAAUCUCUUUGUUCAAACCAUUUUUGAUCAACUUUUUGUUCAUCAACAAUAAAUUCAAAAAACUUGUCUGCCUCCAUUUUUGGAAGUGCCACAUCAGGGCAUCAAUCCAUUCCGUAAUUUCUGCAGAUCUUCCGUAAUUUGUGCAGAUCUCCUGUAACCUUGCUAAUCCCUCGUUUGACCCAGAAAAUCCAAUAAUUCAAAUCCCCCUUAAUUCUUCUGGAUUUCCAAAAUUCCUGCCAAAAUUAUAGGACUCGGAUUAUAUCUUCUGAAACUAAUUUUAGUACUUACCGAACCCUUAUAUCUUAUAAGCCAAAACCCUAAUCUCACAGCAACUAUUAUACACAUUACUGCAAUCCUAAAAUGAGAGUCAUGGCUUCCAGUUCUGCAAACCAGAAUAGCCUCACUGCUGAAGCAAAAUCAACCAGAUCAAGUCUUGCUGCUCGAAGACUUCAAAGGAACAUAGUUGGAUCUGUCAAGGCCAUUGAUGAAGCUCCUGACGAAUGGUCAAACAGUCUAGUGGGGAAAAUAUUUGCUAUAGAUAUGGUUGAAGUGAAGGAGGUGCAUGAUGAAAUCAACCUUCUUUGGGUAAGAUACAAGAUCAAAGAAAUCAAGGUCAUGGGACAUAACUUGUAUGUCUUUAAACUAGAAACUGGAAACGAUCAGAAGGAGAUUCUGAAAAAGAGUCCAUGGGCCAUCAUGGGGUACUUACUUUCUCUUCAGAAGUACAAUACAGAGGUACCUCCAGAGAAUCUGAGGUUCACUCAUCAGGAAUUUUGUCUGAAGUUCAGAAACUUGCAACCGGAACACCUUAAUGUGAAUGUCAUCGAUAAAUGUUUGGCUUCAUUGGGAAAGAAGAUAUCAACUAAUCCAAAAAACUGUAAUCCAAAGUCUGGAAAUACAGUCCAGGCUCAAAUCAAAAUGGAUCUUACAAAGCCACUAAGAAGGGGAGGAUGGUGGAGAACUGCUGCUGGAGGGGUAGUCUGGGUCAAAUACCACUGGCAAAUGCAGCCUCAUAAUCUAUGUGAUAAGUGCUUUGUCAUUGAUCAUUCGGAGGAAAAUUGUGCAGAUAUUGCUUACCAGUUACAAGUGUCUGGGGUCUUUGAAUUGGAAGCUGAAACUGUUGAUUGUAAUAUUAAAUGGUUCGUUAAAAUCUGUAUCCAAGGAGAAGCAUGGCACGCUGAGGAAGAGAAAAAAUCUUGAUGCAGAGAGUAUGUUUGAUGGAAGUUCCCCAGGUGCAAAUAAGUCUUCUAGUAUGUCAGACGGAUGUUAUAAGAACUCAAAUGAAGAAAAGCGGGCAGCAGAAGCUUCUGGUCAAUCUCUGCAUAGAAGUAAGGCAACUAGUGCUGCUCACACUGAGGAAAUGAGUCCAGAUGGUGUGAAUACCAUACAUGGCUGUGCGGACGAGAACAUCCCCUCUUCACCUUCUUCUUUGAAGACUUCUGAAAUGCCAGAGACGGAAUUCAACAACUUUGAAGAAGAGAGAUCCUGUGAAAAGUUUAAGGCUGGCCAGAUAUGGGCUCUAUAUAGCAAAUUGGAUAAGUUGCCUAAAAACUAUGCUCAGAUGGAGAGUUUUGAGUCACUUCCAGUUUUUAAACUUGCUGUCAAGUGGCUUAAAUCUUGUGCUCCACCAAGAGGCGUUAUUCCAUGGGUUGACAACAAAAUGCCAGUAAGCUGUGGAACAUUUAAGGUCACAUCUAGUGAAGUUGUUGUCUUUAACAAUUCCAGUUCUUUCUCUCAUCAGUUAAAUGAAGUACCAGCUGUUAAUAAUGUGUGUUGGAAAACUAUUAAUAAAAAAAUAAUUUUUUAAAGUUUUAAUAAAAAAAAAUUAUAAUUUAUUGUUUUA